Molecule: messenger RNA, 1794 nt
Organism: Fonticula alba
Lineage: Eukaryota; Rotosphaerida; Fonticulaceae
Exons: 6
Coding region: 1-1794 (597 amino acids)
Source: RefSeq, a predicted model, not a curated record
AUGAGGCUGACUGCACGGCCUGCCCGCGGGGGUCCUUCCGCUUUGCGGCCGACGGCGGCCUGGGACACCGGUUACGGCGACGUCCUGCAGGGCGAGUGCCGGGCCUGCCACCAGGAGUGCGCCUCGUGCUCCGGGGCCACGGCCGGCGACUGCCUCUCAUGCCACGCCGGGAAGCUCCUCUUCAACCUGACCUGUGUCGACAGUUGCCCGGUCGGACACUAUGCCACGGCGGAUGGGACCCAGUGCAACUCCUGCGGCGUCGGCUGCGCCGAGUGCGCCCCGGGCACCGGGCUCUGCACCCUCUGCAAGGUGGGGCAGUAUGCCGACUAUGCGGCCGGUGUGUGCUACUCCGCCUGCCCGGGGCGCUUCCUGGCCGAUGAGCAGGCCAAAACCUGCGCCGGCAGCGUGGACACCUGCACGGCCUGCCGCGACCCGGCCCAGCGGCUGCGCGCAAGCACCGGCCGGUGCGUGGACCGCUGUGCCCUGAAUGAGGUCGAAAUCCCGGGCGUCGGGGCCCAGGCGGGGAUGGUCCUCUGCGCGGAUUGCCAUGCCUCCUGCGAGUCUUGCCAUGCGCCAGACCAUCCGGAGGCCUGCUCCUCCUGCCCCGAGGGCCGGCUGCUCCACGGGGCUGGCACCUGUGUUUCGGACUGCCCGGCCGGGCACUUCGCCCUGGCGGCCGACCGCCGGUGUGCGGCCUGCGAUGGCUCCUGCCGGACGUGUCGCGGCCCCGGCCAGGAAGAGUGCCUCUCCUGCUCCGGCCCCGGGGCCAUCCUGCUGGAGGGGUCCUGCGUGUCCAGCUGCCCACCGGUCGGGUUCUGGCUGGACGAGUCGGACCCCGCGCGCCGGGUGUGUCGCCCAUGCGGCCGCGACUGCGAGCAGUGCUCCCGGGACGAUGCCUGCACCGCGUGCCGGGCCGGCCGGGUGAUGCACCACACGCAGCCCGGCCAGAGGGUGUGCUUGGCUGGCUGCCCGGGGGGCUUCUUCGCCGAGUUGCCGGCCGGCCAGCGGCAGGCCAUGUGCGCGGCCUGUGCCCGGGAUUGCCACACCUGCACCGGGCCCGGGGAGGCCGACUGCCAGGUGUCCGCCUGCCAGGCGGAUGGAUCGUGCGGGCCCUCGCGCAACAAAUCCCUGGCCUUCGGCCUGAUCAUCGGCCUUUCGAUGCUGUUCAUCAUCCUGCUGCUCAUCCUGCUGGUUCUCUUCUGCGCCCUGCGCCGCCGGCGUCACGCCCCGAAGGAGUGGGCCGACGGCGACCUGACCAUCGUCAACACGGCCAUGGACCUCGCGCUUCCGGGCUUCCUGCUGCUUUCCUUCGACGAGGACAUCCGGCUGCUUGGCGGUGGCCCGGCCGGCGGCGGGACCCAGGGCAGCAUCUUCCUGGGGGAGCCCCUCAAGCCGGCCCUCAUCAGCGCGGCCGGGAACAACCUCCUCGUGGCCAAGAUGGCCCAUGGUGCUGUUUCCUUCGCGGCGCCCGAGGUCCUGGCGUCGAUGGACGCCGGCGGGCCGGGCGCCGCGCCGAUCGACCACCUGGCGGCCGACGUCUACUCGCUGGCGUCGGUCUUCUGGCACAUUUUGACCCAUACCCGGCCCUGGAGCGGCCUCAGCAAGACAGCCAUCCGGUCCCUCCUCAGCCAGGGCAAGACCCCGGCCGUGCAUGGCCCCCCGGCUCGAGAAGACAUGCUUCUGGACCAGACAUUGCAGGCCCUCAACGGCGACCUGCUGCCGGCCAUGUGGGCUGCGGACCCGGGCACACGCCCUCCGAUGUCAACCAUCGCGGCAUUGGCGGCCUCCCCGUGA